AUGAAAUUAUGUAAGGACAAACUGCUAGUUAGAGAAAGGCAGGUCUAGAACCCCGUUUUGAAUGGUAUUUUUCCCAGUUAUAUUCAUUUCCUUCAAGGUCCAGAAGAUGAUGUGUUGAAGCAUAGGUGGGGUAGAAAGUUGGCUUUAUUCAGGUAUAUUAGCUUUUCCUCAGAGACUUGGGGAAAAAAAUAGAUUUGAAGAAGAAAAAGAUAUAUUUAAGGGUGGAAGAAGUAGAAUGGCCUCUAAAUUAGGAGUGUAUGGUCAUCUGCUGAUAAUUUCAGUAUUGGAAGACAUUGCUAAUCUUACAGACUGGAAGAAUCAUUGCUCUGUGUACAAUGUGUGUUUUAAAGGAGACAAUCCUCCAGACAAUGGGUGAGUGGGUGUGUUUGAAAAUUGAGUUUUUUGGAACUAAGGAGGCCAAACUCGUUGCCCACAGCCUGUAUCCCUCUCAGCCAGAAGACAGGCAGAGAAGACAAAACUUGGGAGAAUCAUGUGUUGAAGCUGAAUAGUCCAGCUUCCAAGACGUGUUUUCUGUGUGCCACAGUCAUGUGAAACUUAACACACAGCAGCUUUGGUUCCCUGUCGAUAUGCAAAUCCAUUCUGCCCUUCUGCCUUUUGGUUUCCUGACAAGCGGGUCCCCAUCCCCCAUCUCGCCCUCCUCCCGCCUGCCACUUCCAGCCUGACAGUCCAGAUUUUCCAGCCAACUGCUGGAGCUGACUUCCUCAAACUUUUUGGAAUAAAACUAGCAUCCAUAAUCGUCCACUCAGUUCCAACACGCCCGUGCCUUCCUCCCCAGACUAGAGAACAGACCGUCAUCAGUAUUCCUUCCCUCAGGAUGUGGGAGUUUAGCAUCCUGCUGCUGUUGCUGCCAUCAGUGGUGAGUUCUGCUCAUCACCCAGAAGAAAUGUUAGAUACACAAUGGAAGCUGUGGAAGCAAUCCUAUGGAAAAGAAUAUAACAGCAAGGUGGAUGAAAUCUCUCGACGUCUGAUUUGGGAAAAGAAUCUAAAAUACAUUUCUACCCAUAAUCUGGAAUUUUCUCUUGGUCUUCACACAUUUGAGCUGGCUAUGAACCAUUUGGGUGACAUGACUAGUGAGGAGGUAGUACAGAAGAUGACUGGACUGAAGAUGCCCCUGUCCCGCUCCCAGAACAAUGACACCCUCUAUAUUCCUGACUGGGAAGGCAGAACCCCUGAGUCUGUUGACUACAGAAAAAAGGGCUAUGUCACCCCGGUCAAAAAUCAGGGUCAGUGUGGCUCGUGUUGGGCCUUCAGUUCUGUGGGUGCCUUGGAAGGCCAACUCAAGAAGAAGACUGGUAAACUCCUCAACCUGAGCCCCCAGAACCUUGUGGACUGUGUGUCCAAAAAUGAUGGCUGUGGUGGGGGCUAUAUGACCAAUGCCUUCCAGUAUGUACAGGAGAACAGGGGCAUCGACUCUGAAGAUGCUUACCCUUAUAUUGGACAGGAUGAAAGUUGCAUGUACAACCCUACUGGCAAGGCAGCAAAAUGCCGGGGAUACAGAGAGAUCCCAGAAGGGAGUGAGAAGGCCUUGAAGAGGGCAGUGGCCAGAGUGGGACCCGUUGCUGUUGCAAUUGAUGCAAGCCUGUCCUCUUUCCAGUUCUAUAGCAAAGGUGUGUAUUAUGAUGAAAACUGCAAUGGAGAUAAUCUCAACCACGCAGUGCUGGCUGUGGGAUACGGGAUUCAAAGGGGCACCAAACAUUGGAUCAUCAAAAACAGCUGGGGAGAAGAGUGGGGCAACAAAGGCUACAUUCUGAUGGCCCGGAACAAGAAGAACGCCUGUGGCAUUGCCAACCUGGCCAGCUUCCCCAAGAUGUGAGCCUGGCCUUUGGACUUUGUUUGACUGUUCCUUUCCACCUCCCUCCGUUCUUACAAGGCUGCAGAUGCACUUUGGAAAGGAGCUGGCUGCUCUCUCUCAGAGCAAACCCAGGGGUUUGCAGACGGUUCACUUACAGCUUACCCUUCUGUAUGACCAAGUACCCUUUGGAUAUCCUCCUCCUCCUCCUCUCCCCAGCCCCUGCCUCUACUCGGUUUCCUUCGAAAUUUCAGGGUCAAGGGUGAGGUACAAGGGCUAGUUCCCAAGUGCACACACAGGGCCGUGGCCUGGGAGGUGGACGCUGGGUCGUAGGUGGUCAGGCUGUCCUGGUGCUGCUGCUGUGUCCAUGGGAGGAGAGCUUCCAAACAGAGCAGACUCCCCUCCAGCCAGAAGUCAGUCCUUUUUGUUCUGCCUCGAGGCAGGGCUGUAGACAGUGACAUGAAAUCCUGUCUGUCCAGCUGUCAGGGUUCCUUCCAUCAAGUUUUGUGAGUCUCCAUAAUCUCUUCCUCGUCCUCAAAAGUGAGAGGUGCCUGUUUUUCCAUCUCGUUUCAUGAAACUAUGAUUUUCUUAUUUUGUAGUAAGUUUAGAUUAUACCAGAAAUAUGUAUUUUUUCCUCUCUGCUUAAAUGUUUUGAAAUAAACUGAGUAUUAAUCA
Messenger RNA from Sarcophilus harrisii (Tasmanian devil), 2485 nucleotides. RefSeq names its product cathepsin K (gene CTSK). The record is from RefSeq and is a predicted model, not a curated record. Gene Ontology annotation, biological process: immune response. The coding region runs from base 836 to 1834 and encodes 332 amino acids. Gene Ontology annotation, cellular component: lysosome. NCBI's taxonomy places the organism in Eukaryota, Metazoa, Chordata, Mammalia, Dasyuromorphia, Dasyuridae. The transcript is spliced from 8 exons. Gene Ontology annotation, molecular function: cysteine-type endopeptidase activity.